This is a messenger RNA of Schistosoma turkestanicum, 1386 nucleotides long. The record is from the annotation of a GenBank genome assembly. NCBI's taxonomy places the organism in Eukaryota, Metazoa, Platyhelminthes, Trematoda, Strigeidida, Schistosomatidae.
CAGUUUCUCUUAUCUGUACUAUGAACAAUACGCUUAUUUGACCUUGAGCGUGUUUAAUUAUAUGGGAUCCCCUCGAUGUUACAGAGUAAUGAAAAAGCGCUGUUUUCGAGGUUUCGGUUGUCUUCGAUCAUCUGAUGAUGUAACUACUGGCAUCCGAAAGAAGUUGGUAAUUGUUGGUGAUGGAGCCUGUGGGAAAACAUGCUUACUCAUUGUUUUCAGCAAAGAUCAAUUUCCAGAAGUUUAUGUCCCAACAGUAUUUGAAAACUAUGUCGCUGAUAUUGAGGUUGACAAUAAACAAAUUGAACUAGCUUUAUGGGAUACAGCUGGUCAAGAGGAUUAUGAUCGCCUCCGCCCAUUAUCCUAUCCAGACACUGAUGUAAUUUUGAUGUGUUAUUCCAUUGACAGUCCUGAUAGUUUGUCUAAUAUCAAAGAGAAAUGGAUACAAGAAGUUAGACAUUUUUGUCCACACGUACCAAUCGUAUUGGUUGGUAACAAAAGUGAUCUCAGAUAUGACGAUAAAGUUAUCAAUGAACUUGCCCGUUUAGGUCAACAUCCAGUUACAUCCGAAGAAGCAAAGGCAGUAUCCACUUAUAUUGGCGCUUAUAAAGAAGUUGAAUGUUCAGCAAAAAAUAAAGAAAAUGUACGUCAAGUAUUUGAAAUCGCUACAAAGGCAUGUUUAACAGUACGACGGAAACAUAAAAAAUGUUAUCAAUUAUUUUGAACUUUGUUGUUCUUCUUGUUCUUCCCCUUCUUGUUCCUCAUUUCUCUUGUAUUUUCUAAAAAUGAUAUCAUAAUAUUAUUAUUUAACUGGAAUUAACUGUAUGGUAUUUUUGAUUAGUGAAUAUUGUUAAAGUGUGGGUUUUUCACUUACAAGGUGAUGGAUAAAUGAUUGAGAACAAACGAUACAUUCCUACUUCUCAUCUCUGAAUAAUUUUAUUCAGUUAACACUGAUGAUACUUCUGCUAUUGUUAGCUUUAGCUUGUUACUUCGCUGUGUAAUCAUGUUCUUCUUUUUCUGCUUCUUUUUCUUUUAUGAAAUUGUUCUGUUCAAAGAAAAUUGAUCUUUGCUUUUUACGCACAACUAAUGUCAAUAAACAAUUAAAUAGGUAGAUAAGAACUGUUUGUUUGUUUGUAUGUGUGUGCGCAUGCAUUACCCACUUAAUGAUAAUCAUUUGUAUAUCUUGUUUCAACGUUUGUGGUUCUUAAAAUUGAACAAUAAUUUGUAUAAUGAGAAAUUUUCAACUGUUCAUUACAUGUGUGUGUGUGCUCACGUGUACGAUUAUUUAGAAUUUUCAAAGAAACAGGUGUCUUAUGUUGAUUUUUUUUCGAAGUUUAUGUUUCCUGCCAAGAUAUUACUAUUCGUUUAUGAUCCGUAGCUGAAAUAAAA